AAUGGAUUGAAUGCCCUUCACCUUGCCUCCAAAGAAGGUCACCUCAACAUUGUAACAGAACUGUUAAGCAGAGGAGCAAAUGUGGAAGCAGCAACCAAGAAAGGAAACACUGCACUGCACAUUGCAUCUCUUGCUGGACAUGAAGACAUUGUCAAGAAGCUGGUGGAGCACGGGGCACAGGUCAACCUUCAGGCUCAGGCGGGGUUCACACCCUUGUAUAUGGCAUCCCAGGAGGGACACGCAGAAGUGGUCAAGUUUCUACUGGCCAAUGGAGCCAAUCAAGGACUGUCCACUGAAGAUGGCUUUACACCACUGGCUGUAGCUCUACAGCAGGGUCAUGACAAGGUCGUGUCAGUUCUGCUUGAGCAUGAUGCCAAGGGCAAG
This is a messenger RNA of Candidula unifasciata, 384 nucleotides long. Lineage: Eukaryota; Metazoa; Mollusca; Gastropoda; Stylommatophora; Geomitridae. The record is from the annotation of a GenBank genome assembly.